Molecule: messenger RNA, 252 nt
Organism: Strongylus vulgaris
Lineage: Eukaryota; Metazoa; Nematoda; Chromadorea; Rhabditida; Strongylidae
Source: the annotation of a GenBank genome assembly
AUGACCCCAGGGGCGGUAGUAUCCUCCCUGUAUUUUACGACAUCAAGGUCACAACAUGUGACGAGUGUGGCUCGCGCCAGAUCUAUGCCGUAUCUCUCAACACGCGAGGCUGACGCGGUGCCUACACCUCGCAACAUCGGCGCGUUAGGAGGAUACGAGGAUGUUACAAGGUUUGCGAUGUUGACAUCGCGACAGGCGCGAGGUGAGCUAGUGCGUGGAUUGCAGAGAAGCAGACAUGUUGCAAGAUCAUGA